CCAUGCGUCUAAUCCGGAUCCACUCCGAAGUAAAGGCUCUCCCGCCUCCCCAUUAACAGCCAGAGGAAAGGCGGGGCGGGAUGCGCGUCGGCGCAAAAGCCGCCCUGCGCCCGGGUCCUGGUGGGAGUUUCGCGCUUGUUUGCUCCGAAUUGGCGCCUCUGUGUUCUUCCCUAGGUGAGCAAUCCGGAGGUGUCGUGCUGAAUCCUGCAAAGAUGUCGAAACAUGGCUACGAGAAACAAUGUUCUCCAGGCUCUAAGAAGCUGGUUAAGGCGAAUCCCUUGAAACAACCGGGGCAUUUCAAAAACAGGGAAGUUUUUGUUGGAAAUCUGCCCCUGGAUAUCAGAGAGGAAGAGAUUGCCUUCUUAUUCAAGGAUUUUGGGAUCAGGUCUUUGAAGAAACACUAUAGUUCUUUUAAAAGUUUUGCUUUCCUGGAGCUGAUGUCCCCGGAAGCUGCAAAUUUAGCAGUCCAGCUUUUGAACGGACAUCACGUGAAAGGGAAGCCGAUGUCCGUUGCGUUUGUGGAAAACAAGAAAAGUUACGAGGUUCCGAAAAACAGCCCUCAGAUGCCGGAUUUGGAAGUCAUCCCCUCUGUAGAAUGUGGAUUUGCCAACGGUGCCACCCAGAUCUCCCUUCCCAAUCCAAGGGUCUGCUAUGCUGUCCCCAUGGAAAUGAGAAGUUCGUUCCUCUUCCACGUGUUGAACGACUGCUUUGGAGACGCCACGUGGCUCUCUUCCGUGGCCGGCGUGGCAGGAGAGGUGGGGCUUUUGGUGAUGGACACAUUUCCGCUGAUGCCGUACUUCUGGGCCAUCAUCCUAAACAAGGAACGUUACGAAUCCAUGCAGAAGCUCUUCACGGCCUUGGCUGUAGCCGAAUCUCGCUUGCCUUUCCUGGCCAAAGAGGAGGUGCGGCGGGGGACCCGAUGCCUGGCCGAGUGUGACAUCGGAGUGGAGGGCAGCGCCUGGAACAGGUGCUGGGUGCUGGAUACCCUGGGCGACCUGGCGGUGGGCUUCUUUGUGGACUUUGGCCGCUGCGCCAGCCUCCCUCUGACCGCGCUAAGAAAGCUGGACGAGGAACAGUUCUGGGAAAUCCACCCUUUGGCUCAGCCCUUUGUGCUGGAGGAAGGAGUUUUUCCCCCGCAAGUGAUCCGGAGGCAAAUCCUGGAAGGAAAAUUGAACGGGCCUUCUCAAUGGGAGCCACACAUUUUAAAGUUUGCGGUCAAAACAGGCUAAGAAGUUGUGGAUUUGGGAAGUUCUCCCCCCAGCAAAUUUGAAGUACACCCAAUUUUCUUCUGGGAAAAAGUUGCAGUUGGUUCUCGAAAACUCGUUUUGUUUUUAAAGACGUUAAAAAGUUGGUUGAAAGAUUUGCGGACAUUAGUUUAUUCGCUUAGUUGAGGCCUUACAACUUUGUGCUUGAAGAGGGGAAAAAAUGUUUUUUUUCUUACUGCAUGUUGUGUCUGGGACAGCUAAAUUUGUGUGUGAAGUGUAGGCAGAGGGAGGGGGGAAAAUACAUUAAAUCUGUAUUUUGGCUGAGCUGUUCUGUUGCAACCUUGUUCUCUUUUGAGUUUGUUAUUGCAGUUAAUUUAUUAAAAUGCUAACUGGAUCCAGAAA
This is a messenger RNA of Crotalus tigris (Tiger rattlesnake), 1607 nucleotides long. RefSeq names its product tudor domain containing 10 (gene TDRD10). The coding region runs from base 81 to 1229 and encodes 382 amino acids. The record is from RefSeq and is a predicted model, not a curated record. The transcript is spliced from 13 exons. Gene Ontology annotation, molecular function: RNA binding. NCBI's taxonomy places the organism in Eukaryota, Metazoa, Chordata, Lepidosauria, Squamata, Viperidae.